GCGUGACGGAGUGGCUCGGCGUGCGCCGUGCAGUUCUUAGCGACGAAAACUUAUGCGAGUUAAGACGUAUUCACUCACAAUUUCUUACGAGGUAUAAUUGAAUGUAAAUAAUACAUCCUGUGGUUAUACUUUCUCUGUUCGCGUAUUUAUUUACAUCGACUACCUUCCAAAUACGGGACCGGUUGAACAUGCGCACGUUUUAAAAGUAUGUAUUUUGAUGACAUGUGAGAAGUUAUGGUAAAGACAAGUUACAAGAAGUGAUCAGUGAGUGCGGAUUUGUUUCCUUCAAAUAACGGGCUAGUUGCUUUAUUUUGCUUGUAAUUCAAGAUGUUGAAACACUGGUCGACUUAACCAAGGUGCUAGAGAAAGACUAAACAUGACGCAGCUCGUGAACAAGAACCUAAUUACGCUGAAGUGUGUACUCUUCUGCUUCCUUUCAGGUAUAGGAUGUAUAUUCCCGUUCCUGCCUCUGCACAUACUGUCCGUUGGCUUGGACCGAGGGGAGGCUCGGUUGAUAUCUGCAGUAGCGCCUGCUAUUGCACUCCUGGGCCCAGCUAUUCUUGGACCCCUUAUUGACAAACUAUCAGUAGGUCGAGGAUCAACCGGAGGAGGUGCAGGUCCCAGCAGUUCAGGGAAACUGCUGCGUGUUGUUAUCGCAUGCUGCUUGAUUCUGAGCGCCUUAUUCUACACACUUCUACUAGCAGUGCCUUACACUGAACGACAUGAAGCGCGGCGACCGCAGGUGUUAUUUAUGUGCGACGCGGAGGGCGCUUACGUCAUGCAAGAGGUGUGCACGGAGGGCAUGCGUUGCAAUCGAUGGGAGGGCGAAAAGUCCGGAGUACUGGCGGUAAGCGCAUGUGAAUACGGAUGUGCUGACGAGAACAUGACGUGGGUGACCCGGCCUUUCACCACCACCUCCACCACGACCACGCUCAGCCCGAUGUACAACAGCGUUGCAAACUCUACUUCUCCAGCGCCAGUGACAGAUGAAGAUGAAGAUGAAGAUGACUUUGAGUUUAACCCACCGCACUUGUGCUACAAUGGUCAAUGUUUGGUGUACAUGCAACACGUCAACAGACUUCGGGUGCCGCUCUCGCUGAUAGCACCCGAACCACCUGAAGAUAAUUCCACCGCUGAGAACAACUGGUGCAACUAUCGUACAGGUGGACCAUCCAAAUGUUUAGUGCCAACCGAUCGUUUGAAGGAUAUAGUACAUGAUGGGGAAACAUGCCAUCCCGCUGUGCGGUGCCAAGUACUUGAUCCUUACGAUGAGCCCGAUGGAGUGCUGGCGGAUGCAGAAUGUCGCCAAAUCAUUGGCGAUCCAACUUACACAUUCUGGAGUUACUUCAUCAUUAGGAUAUUAGCAGACAUUUGGCCGACAGCAGGUCUGGCAUUACUUGGGGCUGCGUGUGUUAUAGCCACCAGGGAGACUUCCUUGGGUCGUGGUGACGUUGGGAGGCAGUUGGCCUUCGGAACCUUAGGACUAGCCAUUUUCCCCCCGCUGGCGGGGCUGGCGUCUACUCAAAUGCCUGAUAUGCCUUACUUAGUGCCCUUCGUGAUGCACGCCGUUUUCAUGCUGAUAGGAGCCCUGAUACUACUGGUUGACACCCACAUGCCGCUGUCGACGCCCGAGUGGUGGUGGCACACGUCGACGGGUGUGCUGGCCAUGCCUAUGAACACGGUGCGACGCUACGGCGCUGAAACCGCGGCCGUCUUCGCUGUAGUAGCGCUGCUGGGCACUCUAUGGAGCGGCAUCGACGCCUAUCUGCCGUGGACGGUAGAGGAGCUGAACGGAACCGCGCUGGAAGUCGGCCUCACUAUGACGGUAGGUGCUCUGCCCGCGGUACCGGCGCUGUGGUGGGCGGAAGCACUUGUGGAUUUCAUCGGGCACUCCAAUGUCUUCAUCACCGCCUUCACUAUCUACUGCCUGCGCUACACAGGUCUAGCGUACAGCGAGACAUACUCAUGGGUGGUGGUGUGUGAGCUGCUGGAAGUGUUCACCCUGAGCCUUGUAUGGGUGACUGCGAUGCUGUACUUCCGACACCUGGUGCCGAGGAAGUAUACCACUACUGGACAAGCUUUGCCAGUGAUUGCGCACUUUUGUAUUGGUCGCUGUAUCGGGGCCAUUGUCAGUGGCAUGGUGUCGCUGGAACAGCCACUGUCGUCGCUGCGCGGUGCGUACCGCGCGCUGGGCGUUGUAUCGCUAGCGGCGGCCGCAGUCUACCUCGCUCUCUACCACCUGCUGUUAGCACCCCGUUGCGCCUCGCCCGCCGUCGCGCCGCCCAGUCACCUGCUCCAGGGAUUGAAUACAAAUGGCGGAUCGAACGGCAAUUACUCGCCGAUGCGGGUUUAUCACGAGGAACGCUCGAGAAAAGGACAUUUCCGUUAUUGAGUCAAAAAUAUUUGUAUCUUGUUGGUUUUUUUUACUAUUUUUUCGAUAUUAAAAUAAGUUUAAUAAGUACACAAUUGUGAUAUAACUAUUUCUUGACUAAUUAAUCUGAUUCAAUCAGUUUUAUUUAUUAGCUUCUACAUUUUAACGCCUACUCUGCAAUGCAUUUCAUUAAUUUAAGAAUUUGUAAUUGAAUAAAUUUUAAGCCUA
Pararge aegeria (speckled wood butterfly) is the source of this 2599-nucleotide messenger RNA. RefSeq lists its product as uncharacterized. NCBI's taxonomy places the organism in Eukaryota, Metazoa, Arthropoda, Insecta, Lepidoptera, Nymphalidae. The record is from RefSeq and is a predicted model, not a curated record. The coding region runs from base 377 to 2392 and encodes 671 amino acids. The transcript has 14 exons. Gene Ontology annotation, cellular component: membrane.